AGGGAUCCGUUUGUGAUUUCGGAUCAUUUGAUGAACUGAUGGCCAAAAGUGGAGAAUUCGCUGAAUUUGUUGCCGAAUAUGUCAUUAAACAGGAAUCCGAAGACAUCGAUGAGAAAGAGAUGCAAAUUCUGGCAAAACUAAAACAAACAGUAAAACCAUUAAUUGAAAAACAAUUAUCCGUCAGAUCUAAUGACAGCGAUGUUAUGCCUAAGAAUCUGUCAAGAGAUGUGUCCACAAGUGAUUCAAUUAAAGCUAAUACAUCUAAAAAGGCAACUGAAGAGGAAGUGUCUAAUGAAAGUGAAAACAAGCGAUUGACUGAAAGGCAAGAAUCGAGUGAAUCUGAUUCCGAAGAAUGUACUGUUCGUAAGCGAAAGCCAGAACCAAGAAGUGUCUCAACCGGUGAUAAUGAGGCCAAUAGUGAGCCCAAUAAUAGUAAAGACAAAUCGCAAGAAAAACUACAGAAAACGUCCGGAAAAUUAAUGUCCGACGAGAAGACAGAGAGCGGUUCCGUGCGAUUCAAUGUCUACAAAAAGUACUUCCAGUUGAUGGGUGUCGGGACUGUGACCGCUGUCCUAUUGGCGUACGUGUGCUCAUCCGCCGCGACAGCGGUGUCGGGCCUAUGGCUUUGCGAGUGGUCAGAGGACUCGCUGUCCGGCGGCGACCAACAGCCGGGCCUACGAUACGAACGACUUGGCGUAUACGCGGCCGUCGGUCUACUGGAGAUGGUGUCGCUGUUUGGCGCUCAGGCGUGGCUUAGGUUGGGCUGCGUUACGGCCGCUAAGAAACUGCACAAUCAAAUGCUGGAUCGGGUGGUGAGAGCGCCCAUGUCUUACUUUGACACGACACCAAUCGGGCGGCUAUUGAACCACUUCGCGCGCGACGUGAUGGACAUUGACACCGACAUGAUCUUCGCGAUGGACACAAUUGUGUUACAGUUGUUGCGAUUGGUUGUGCUCAUCGGUACCAUAGGCUACGAACUGCCGCACACUCUGCCGUUGAUUGCGGUCGUACUGGCCGUCUAUGUCGGGUACCAACGGGUCUAUACGGCCAGUUCGCGGCAACUCAAGCGCAUAGCAUCGGCCGCCGGCGCACCCAUUAUUGGCCACUUCUCGGAGUCCAAUAACGGCACGGACUCUAUCAGGGCUUACGGCGCGGGCGACAGGUUUGUGACCGAUUUCCACCGUUUGAGUGACAACCGGAACCGUUGCCAUUACGGCUCCGUAUUGGCCGACUGUUGGAUCGGUAUUAGACUGAACUUCUUGGGCCACUGUUUGGUCUUAUUGAUGGCCGUAUUUGCUGUGCUAUUCCGGGCCGAUCUGAGCCCUGGUAUGACAGCCCUAUUGAUUACCUAUACGUUGGACAUUACGGUUGCUUUGAAUGGCUUUAUUCGCGAAGUAAGUCAGACAGAGGUGGCGAUUGUGGCCGUCGAGAGGUGUCUGGAGUUAAUGGAUAUACCGAUCGAGGCCGAGUGGUAUAACGAGAAGACUAAACCCGCGGCCGAUUGGCCGACAAUGGGUUGCAUUCAAUUCACAGACUAUUGCACUAAAUAUAGAGAAGGUUUGGAUUUAGUGCUCAAAGAUAUAGCAAUUGAUAUGAAAGGCCGACAAAGG
This is a messenger RNA of Medioppia subpectinata, 1610 nucleotides long. Lineage: Eukaryota; Metazoa; Arthropoda; Arachnida; Sarcoptiformes; Oppiidae. The record is from the annotation of a GenBank genome assembly.